AUGCUGAAGAGAAAGUCUCCAAAGAAUGCAGAGGGCAAAGAUGGAUCCAAAGGAACUAACCAGGAGCCCACAAGACGGUGUGCCAGACUGUCAGCGAAACCUGCUCCACCAAAACCUGAACCCAAACCACGAAACACAUCUGCUAAGAAAGAAGCUGGAGCAAAGAUUAGCAGAGGUGCUAAAGGGAAGAAGGAGGAAAAGCAGGAAGCUGGAAAGGAAGGCGCAGAAAACUGAAUCUGUGGAUAACAAGGGAGAAUGAAUUGUCAUAAAAAAAAUUGGGGUUGAUUUUAUGUAUCUCUUGGG
Messenger RNA from Saimiri boliviensis boliviensis (Bolivian squirrel monkey), 303 nucleotides. The record is from RefSeq and is a predicted model, not a curated record. NCBI's taxonomy places the organism in Eukaryota, Metazoa, Chordata, Mammalia, Primates, Cebidae.